This is a messenger RNA of Thyridium curvatum, 1191 nucleotides long. RefSeq lists its product as uncharacterized. Bases 1 to 1191 code for a protein of 396 amino acids. Lineage: Eukaryota; Fungi; Ascomycota; Sordariomycetes; Thyridiales; Thyridiaceae. The transcript has 3 exons. The record is from RefSeq and is a predicted model, not a curated record.
AUGGGAUAUCACCAGAACCAAGCGCAGUUCGACCGUGCCAAAUGGCGGAAGCGGUUCUUGUUGCCGUGCUGGGCCAUACAGAUCUGCCUGUUGAUGGCACUCAUAGGCAUCUUCUCGUACCGGAUAUCAGAGACGGUUGCGCACUACGAGGAGAAUGACAAGAAGGGCAACUUGCCCGUCGUGGAGAUGGUUUGGGAAUGCACCAACAUCGGCCUCUCGCUCUUGUCGCUACUCCUCAACACCAUGGAGGUGGCCAAGAUGGUCUCCGAGACCCUGACGCCGUUCUUCAUGCUCUUCACCCACACCAUCAAGCUCACCAGCGCCGCCGCCAUCCUCGCGCUCGACGUUGUUCAGUUCCUCGCCCGCGGCAGAGACAUCUGGUCGACCACUGGUCUGGCAAUCGACAUUGGCUUCAUCGUUGCCACCCUCAUCCCCACUAUCUACGCCUUCAUCACCUUCCGCCGCCUCUCCCGCUACGACGACUACCACCACCCCGUCAACGUCAAGGCCUACGGCUUCAGCAACGACGAGCACGUCGAGCUCGGGCACGCCGUCGACAUCCGCGCGGGCGGCCCGUACGACCGGCACCUCUCGACCGAGUACCACUCGCCGCAGUCGCGCAGCCGCUCCGCCUCGGCCGCCUCGUCGGUGCCGACGCUCAGCUCGCUGCGCCGCAAGUCGACGGGGGGCCCGACCGUGACCGUCGACUACGUGGCGGCCCCGAUGGCGGCGCGGCGCGAGAGCUACGACCACAAGCGCGACACGCAGUUCGAGGAGUACGUCUCGCGCCGGGCGUCGGUGCACCUCAAGGAGGACAUUGACCGGGCCGUCGGCGCCGAGUUCGGCUGGGGCGGCGGCGCAGCCUCGUUGUCCUCGGCGCGCAACAGCCUCGACCGGUCCGACAGCGUCGUCGUGGGCGGCGGCGUCGUGGCGAGCGGGCGCCCGCGCGACUCGGUCGGCCGCACGCGCAGCUGGGCCAGCGAGCAGGGGCUCGUGGCCGUGCCCGAGGAGGAGUUCGACGACAACAACCCGCUGCUGGACCAGAACCGGCGCCCGUCGAGCGAGGACGAGAGGGUGCCGCACCCACGGCGUCUCGACAACGGGUCCAACGGCCAGGACAUGAGCAGGGCGGUCAGCCCGCCGUCGGCCGAGGUGGAGCUUGAGAACAGGAAGAGGAGGAGGGAUCAAUGA